Messenger RNA from Gastrolobium bilobum, 581 nucleotides. Its product is annotated as protein RESPONSE TO LOW SULFUR 2-like. The record is from RefSeq and is a predicted model, not a curated record. Gene Ontology annotation, biological process: cellular oxidant detoxification. The transcript has a single exon. The coding region runs from base 104 to 460 and encodes 118 amino acids. NCBI's taxonomy places the organism in Eukaryota, Viridiplantae, Streptophyta, Magnoliopsida, Fabales, Fabaceae.
UCUAACUGUUAUUCCACACCAAACGGAAAACCAACCUUCAACUGACACUGCCAAUUUCUUCUUUUCAUUUCUUUCUCUCAAAUUCCAUUUCAUUGCAACGAAGAUGAUGGCGGCGGUGAUCGGAAUCCGCGAUAGCAAGAAGAAGAAGACGGAGGGUGAAACGACGGCGUUGCAGCUGAAGAAGAGGAACGAGGAGCUGGAAGAGGAGCUGAGGCAGAGCAAAGAGAGAGAAGAGCACAUGAGGCGGCAGCUCCACGCCGCAUUAGAGCGUCUCCGCGUGGCGGAGGACGCCGAGGAGCGACUUUGCUCUCAGCUCGGGGAGCUUGAAGCCGAGGCGGUUGAGCAGGCGCGUGAUUACCACGCUCGCAUCGUGUCCCUCAUGAAUCAGCUCUCCCUUUCCCACACUCUCCUCAAUAGUAACACCAACCUUCCCUCCAUUUCCCUCUCUUCAUCAUCCUGAAUCAUCUUCAGUUCCCUUCUUCUUUCUUCUUUUCUUUUCUUUCUUUUCGGUUUGAAGUGCUCUGUACAAUUUUUCUGUUGUUAACAAAAAAAAAAAAAAAAGGUUCAGUGUUAAUUUACAA